Messenger RNA from Octodon degus (degu), 2657 nucleotides. It is a transcript of the gene Asb13, whose product is annotated as ankyrin repeat and SOCS box containing 13. The record is from RefSeq and is a predicted model, not a curated record. Gene Ontology annotation, biological process: intracellular signal transduction; positive regulation of protein catabolic process; protein ubiquitination. NCBI's taxonomy places the organism in Eukaryota, Metazoa, Chordata, Mammalia, Rodentia, Octodontidae. Gene Ontology annotation, molecular function: protein binding. The transcript has 6 exons. Bases 70 to 906 code for a protein of 278 amino acids.
CUGGUCCGGCACUGGUUCUAGAGCCUUGAGCCGGGGCAGCGAGGCGGGAGUGCCUGGCCAGGGAGCCGCAUGGAGCCGAGGGAGGCGGACAGCUGCUUCCUGGGCGACGUGGGUUUCUGGGUGGAGCGCACUCCUGUCCAUGAGGCUGCCCAGCGAGGUGAGAGCUUGCAGCUCCAGCAGCUGAUUGAAAGCGGUGCCUGUGUUAACCAGGUUACGGUGGACUCCAUCACACCAUUGCAUGCAGCCAGUCUGCAGGGCCAGGCACGGUGUGUGCAGCUGCUGCUGGCAGCUGGAGCUCAGGUGGAUGCCCGCAACAUUGAUGGCAGUACCCCUCUCUGUGAUGCCUGUGCCUCAGGUAGCAUCGAGUGUGUGAAGCUCUUGCUCUCCUAUGGGGCAAAAGUGAAUCCUCCAUUGUACACAGCAUCCCCACUUCAUGAGGCUUGCAUGAGUGGGAGUUCCGAAUGUGUGAGGCUUCUUAUAGAUGUUGGAGCCAAUCUGGAAGCCCAUGAUUGCCACUUUGGGACCCCUCUGCACGUUGCCUGUGCACGGGAACAUCUGGACUGUGUCAAAGUGCUGCUCAAUGCAGGGGCCAAUGUGAAUGCAGCCAAACUUCAUGAGACAGCCCUUCAUCAUGCAGCCAAAGUGAAAAAUGUCGACCUCAUUGAGAUGCUUAUUGAGUUUGGAGGCAACAUCUAUGCCCGGGACAACCGGGGAAAGAAGCCGUCAGAUUACACUUGGAGCAGCAGCGCCCCUGCCAAGUGCUUCGAGUACUAUGAAAAGACACCUCUGACCUUGACACAGCUCUGCAGGGUGAGCCUAAGGAAAGCCACUGGUGUUCGAGGGCUGGAGAAAAUUGCCAAGUUAAACAUCCCUCCCCGGCUCAUUGAUUACCUCUCCUACAACUGAACUGCAGCAGGUGGCCAGGUGGACUGGCUGCUAGCCUGGCUGCUGCUCUUGUGCCUAGCCUUGGCUGCAGGGGGUUGUGUUUGUCUGAAAUGGUGUUAUUAUUAUAGAUAGAAUAAUGCUCUUUUGAGUCCCUCUCGGUUGUCGCCUUUGGUUUUCUCUCCUGAAUUCUGGAUAAGGUCUCCUAGCCUCAGUGAGGUCAGCGUCUCAGGUCACAGUCAUAGGUAUGACUCUGUACUGGUCCUCCAGAAAGGAUGUUCUCACUCUAGGGUGGGCCACCUGUCCAGUUUUCCUUUUUUCACUAACCUCUCUCAAAGGUACUCUCAAGACAGAUGAGUCAAGGACCAUGAGGGAGGCCACACAGGGCUGGGAACUUACAGCAUUGCUGGUGGUUUUCAUGGUUAUCUGGGUAUCAUGGCACAGAAGCCCCAGGUCCAAGGCAGCUCACCCUGUUGCCUGGGAUGUCCAUUCACCUGACAUUAUCUUGUCACCUGUACAGUACUUCUGGGGCAGCACUUGGCACUGUCCAAAGCCUAUCUAUGCCCAGGUAUAUCCAUCACUCAGGGGUCUUAGUGGGGGAAGACACAAGCUUUGUGUCCCCACAAACAAUACUGUUUUUAAAGAAGUCUGUUUUCAAUGUUAGGUGUCAAUUCUUCAGUUGAAACAGUGAUGUAGGGUGCAGAACCUUUAGACGAUAUAUAGGUUGUAACAUUGAAGGUUUCUUAAUGAACCAUACAAAUAAUAGGGAAUGUGAAGACUGCGUACAUUCUCAUAGGUACUCAUUUUCAAUGUUAAUGGCUGUUAGGGGACUGUUUAGAGAUUGUUUUUCUCUGUUUCUGUACUUGUCAAGUGAAUUCUUCCCCCACCCUUUUUUUGCUGACUCCUGUAAGCUGUAAAACUAGUAGAUGUUGGCUGUACCCCACAGGCCCUAGCACCUGUGCAUUAAUUCUUUUUUUUUGAGAUGCUUGUGAAGCCUCUAAUGUGCAAGGCAGUGAUCCAGGCUUGGAAUUGAUAGGAAUCAGACUCAUCAGCCAAGGCAGGAAACAAAAAUGUUUUGCAACCUUUCUCAAUAGUAAUAGGAACAAAUCCUUCUAUGUUAUAAGCUAGGAGCUGAAAUAUUAGUGUAUUCAUAUGGCAUUUACCUAACAUUCUCUAUUUUAAUUUUAAAAAAUCCACAUAUUGCAGGGAUUGCCAGAGGAUUUUGCAUAAUACUUCAAGUAUAUUUUGUUUCUGAGGAAAUAGAGUGGGCAGCCAUUGUAAACACUUGUGUGAGUCAUACCUGUCCUGAAGCCAGAGUGCCCAGGAUGGGGACAGAGUCCUCCCAGCUCCUGCCGGGCCUGCCUGAGUCCACAGAAUGUGGGACACAAUGAGACUGAGCGCACAAAAGUGAUACUGUUUGUGUCACCCGAAGGGAGCAUCGCCCUGCAUGGUUACUUGGGGGGGGGGGCGCAGGUCUGGUGAAGAAUUUCAUGGCAGCUGUGUCGGAUGUUUGCAUCGCUGCCAUUUUAGCUAUUGCUGGAAAGGGGCUUCAUAUGCGAUGAAAAGGGCCACUUUCCUUUGGCUACAAUUUUAGACACAAAUUCUGAUAAAUCAGUGUUUCUGCAUGUAAUAGCAAUAAUGAUUUUAAGUAAGUGGAUUCUGCCUCUCAUUUCUGUAACAGAAACUGGUCUCUAGCAAUAAAAUCUGAUAACACUGACAUACAAUAGAAUCAGAUUCCAAUACUCUUAUCAAUAAAAGUGGUUAAAUAAAGUUUA